Molecule: messenger RNA, 1790 nt
Organism: Venturia canescens
Lineage: Eukaryota; Metazoa; Arthropoda; Insecta; Hymenoptera; Ichneumonidae
Exons: 4
Coding region: 298-1779 (493 amino acids)
Source: RefSeq, a predicted model, not a curated record
GCGCCCUCGGUGUUAUAUAAUUCAACGAUCCAAAAGUAGAAUAUGAAGCUUUUGAACAAAGUCUUGGAAAAAAAUGGCUGUCGAAACAAAGUCGGAGAUCGCGCUCAAACCAAACCACCUCCAUAAAUAAUGAAAGGAUUAAUUUCCACACGCAUGAAUGAAAUACAUGCAAACAACACUUUAUCGUGUACUAAAAAUUCAUAAACAAAUGACCUACCAUAUCUCGUGUACAUUAUUGCUGAAUAUCUCUAAAAAGCCUGUUUUUCAUGUCUAUAGGAUAUAACAUUGUGAUAUACAAUGACUAAUCAUGGCUUUGUAUCACUGUUGUACAGCAUCGGUGAUAACCCAUUGGAAUUAUGGUCGAAAUACGUUUCCUCGGAAGGACGGGUCAGGAGAAUUGAGGAUGACAUAUUGAACGGUGAUAGGGUUAUAGAAAUUCGUGGACCAGAUGAUUCAAACUUUCUCACCAACAUUUCUUGUCCAGAUAGUCCUAUCGAUUGUCUAAAUAUUAAGCUUCCAGUUUUAGUCGUUAUUAUGAAGAAUCUCAAAGCAAGAUUCAGAAUGGAUUUUCAGUUAAUAGACACCGAAGGUAUACGACGAAAAUUUUUCGUCUCGACUUACGAGCUAAGCAACAAAGGUACAAUGGUUGAAAACAACACAGCAAGAAUAAUUGUCAAAUUGGAGGAAGAUUGGAACAAUUUGGAAAUAGAUUUAAGAACUUGGUGCCAAACUAUUUUUCGUACAGAGUACAAAAAUCUUCAACGGCUGAUUAUUUAUCAGAAUUGCCGUUUGCGAAGAGUUUAUCUUCAAGAUCGACAUUACGAAGCUCAUGAAACACCAAUUGAACUUUGUCAAGCUUUCUUCGACAUGUACUUAUUGAAAUGGGGGAUUCAUAAUGUGGAUAAAAAUUGUCAAACGAGUGGUACUUUUAUCAGUGUCACGAAUGAUGAGGCCCUGCUCGUACCGACGGGCUCUCCGAUGUCGGAAGUUCGGCAGAGCACAAAAUCAUUGCCAGUUAACCAAAAACAGUCAAACGCGAAGAAAAAUUCGGCACCGAAGGCGAAACAAUGUACCGCCGCAUUGAAGGAAAACGUUGAUAAUUUUAUGAAAAAUCUUUCCACCGCUCGAAAAGUCAAGAUUUCAAGAGCCGAAACAGCAAGAAGAAGUAAAACCACUUCGUCGGUAACGAAUGGUGAAGUGGGGAGAAAAAUCUGCUCGGCCAAGGAAAAAACAGAGAAAAAAUCAAAAAACGAGGACUCGCAGGAGGGACAAAUAUUUCGAAAAUGGCCGUACAAAUAUUUGCAACUUGAAAAAAUUGACAAUAGAGCUAAUAGAUUGAAGAGUUUCUCGCAGCCAAAUUCGAUAAUCGGUCAAACGAAAUUUCCCAGUUUAGAAAGAACGUUGAAUCGUCCUUUCCCCAAGAUCCAUUUGCCGAAAAUAUCGAUCGAAAUUCCGUUACCCCCGGAAAUAGAAAAAGUCUUGGAGGAGGCAAACGAAAAUUUGAAAGGCAAUAUUUCAACUACGAGAAGCAGACUUUUGGCGACCGACGAAGCGGUUCAUAAUUAUCUAGAAUUGCGUCACGUUAUCAACCGUAAAAUGUUGGAAAGUUUCCAGACUCGUGGACUCACCAUGACCGAGGUCGAACUUUCUAUCUACAAUUCGAAAAAGCGUCAAAAUUCUUAUGGCCAGAAUAAACUCCUCGAGAAGGGUAGAACGAGCGUUGAAAAAGCUUGCGACGUUAUAACCGACGAGCAAGAAACAAUAAAAAAAUCGAAAUAAAUUACCAAAAU